AUGGAGGAAGGAUGUAACUGGUAUUUAGGGAUUAUACCUUCAAGGAACACGUUCUAUAAUAAAUUCGACCGUCCUCAAGGAGAAUGUGAUUAUGGAGAUAUUUGGUCUGAGCAUAAGCGAAAAGAAUUAGAGCAUAAAUUAGAAGAGUACGGCGGAAUUUCCAGUUCCAAAGACAGGAUCAUGAAAGCCUAUUAUUGUGCGUGUACAAUGAAGGGAGAGGAGCCCUUUGAGGAUGCACCCUGUUAUUUCUUUUAUUAUUGGAUGAGAAAUAUGGUACCCAAGGAUUCACAUACCUAUACUUUGCCAGAAGUCCUGAAUGCAAUUUAUCAGACGCAGGGAAAUGUUCCCUGUGAAAAUAGGUGCAGUGUUAAAUACGAUGAUGUUGAAGAAGACCUUUUCAAAAAAAGGAAAGAAGUCUUUGAUUAUUCUUAUGAUUAUAAAAUUGUAGAAAAGGAAUUACAGAAAGGUGAGUCCGAUUGUGAGGGAAAGUGGUCGAAGUACCUAAGGGAUGUUGCCUCAGCAUGUGAUGCUGUAAGUGCAAAGUGCCAAAGGGGAAAUAGUAAUGAACCUCAUUAUUGUUCAGACUUCAACAAAAAAUAUAGGGACUACUGUGAUGACAAGCUACCAGAACUGGAAUCUUUACUCAGUCAGUGCAAUCCACCCAAACCAAAACCAAAUCCUAAUCCUAAUCAAGCUGGUAGUAGUGGUUCGUUUUCGGAUGCCGCCGCGGAAAAUUUACCUUCAAAAAUUGCGGACAAGGAACUCAAUAAUCCCCAGAACCUCUGUAAGGACAGUGAUAAUGUACCUGAGAAAAUAAGGCGUGCAUUGAAGGAGGAGAAUGGUGAGGGCGAAUAUACUAAAAAGCUAAAGGAAGUAUGGUGCUACGCAAGCGACAAAGAGAACAAGGGCACUUUAUCCCAAGAACAGCGCUGUGGUUUUUUGUACUACUGGAUAGGGAAUACAUUAUGGAGCACUUUGGACAAUACUGAAUUCUGGGACGUUAUGAGUGCGGUUUACAGUGAAUUGAAGCAGUUGCCUGAUAUUGGGGAACGGUGCAACAUUGUGUGCAGCCACAUUAAUAGAGACCUUUUCACAUUUGAGAAACAAGUAUAUGAGUAUUAUAAGGACCGCGGAACUAUGGAAGCGAAGUUAAAUCAAAGUAGCGGCUACUGCAGUGAGGAAUAUUCAAAUUACCUGAAGAAUGCUGUUCUAGCUUAUCGGAUAGUGGAAGCAGAGUGUAAAGGGAAUUCUGCUACUGACAAUAGUAAGUGUGGGGGGUUCAUGGGUAAGUAUGGAAAAAACAGUCCUAAGGACUUCAUAAGUAAGAGUUGUGAUCCAAUUUUAAAGGACUUACCUUCAACAAUGGCGUAUAAGGAGAUUAGGGAAGGCAAGAUCUCCUGUGGGGAUGGUGAUAGUUUACCUUCAGUAAUAGAGACAGCAUGGAAUUUAAAUGCUGAAGAGAGUGAAAGUAUAGAGUACCUUAAGAAAGUCUGGUGCCAAGCACGUACCAUGAAAGGGGACACUUUAUCCCAGGAGGAGCGCUGUCAUUUUUCCUAUUAUUACAUAGGGGAUAUGUUCUAUAACAGCUUCAAGAGUGAUGAAUCAUUUCAGAGUUUUAUGGAUACUGUCAGCACCGAAUUGCAGAAGCUAGGUGUUGCAGAAGAGUGUAAAAUUGAACGCAGCCGUUUUGAAAAUUUCCUUUUCAAAUAUGAGAAGGAGGUAUAUGAUUAUUAUCGGGACCUUACAGCUAUAGAAAAAGGGAUAGCGGAGAAUGAGUCCAAGUGUACUGCAGAAUUGGACAGAUACCUGGUAGGAGCUAAAGAAGCAUAUACGGUUAUAGGGGGGCAGUGUGGAAGAAAACUUCGUGAGGGCACUGAUUACUGUACCAAAUUUAAGGACGAGUACAGUAAACGCAAACCUGAGGACCUCAUAAAGACCAAGUGCCUAGCAGCGAAGCAACUGGAAGCUAGAACAGUUGUAAGAAGUCCGCCUGCAGUUAUCAAUAUUGGACCAGAAAAAGAGGACAAAUCAGUAUCUACAACCCCCGCUGCAGUCUCUUCGGUCCUUACAUUUUUAGGUCUCCCUACUAUUCUAUUCUUUCUUUAUAAAGUAAUAGUACAUAAUUAUAAUUAA
This is a messenger RNA of Plasmodium coatneyi, 2133 nucleotides long. RefSeq names its product KIR protein. Bases 1 to 2133 code for a protein of 710 amino acids. The record is from RefSeq and is a predicted model, not a curated record. NCBI's taxonomy places the organism in Eukaryota, Apicomplexa, Aconoidasida, Haemosporida, Plasmodiidae. The transcript is spliced from 4 exons.